AUGUCGACCACUGCUUCCAGCUCUGCGCAAGCCGCGCACUCCUCGACCAACAAGCCGAUCGAAGCGAGACCCGUAGUGCUGUGUGGACCAUCUGGAGUGGGCAAGUCGACGCUCAUCAAGAGGCUAUUUGCGGAUCAUCCAGAGUUCGGUUUCAGUGUAAGCCACACCACUCGCUCCCCGAGAUCAGGAGAGACAAAUGGCGUGGCGUAUCAUUUCACGGAUCGCCCAUCGUUCCUGGCUGGAGUGGAGAAGGGUGACUUCUUGGAGCAUGCAGAGUUCGGUGGUAAUCUGUACGGCACCAGCGCACAGGCCGUAGUGGAUGUUCAAAACGCAAAGACGCCGGAUGGGGCGAAGAAGCGAUGCUUGCUGGACAUUGACACCCAGGGCGUGAAGCAGAUCAAGGCUCUGCACGACUACUUGGGCUGCCAAUUCGUCUUCAUCGCACCGCCAUCGCUGGCAGCUUUGCGAUCUAGGUUAGAAGCUCGGGGAACAGAGACGGAGCAGUCUUUGAACGCCAGACUAUCCAUGGCAGCUUCAGAACUCGCGUAUGCCAAGUCUGGUGGUCACGACCAUGUCAUCGUGAAUGAUGACCUAGACAAAGCUUACGCGAAGCUCAAAGCUGUGGUCGAAGGUCAGCAGGUGCAGAAUGACAUGUUGCCAGAAAUGUAG
Ceraceosorus guamensis is the source of this 669-nucleotide messenger RNA. Its product is annotated as putative guanylate kinase. Bases 1 to 669 code for a protein of 222 amino acids. The record is from RefSeq and is a predicted model, not a curated record. Gene Ontology annotation, biological process: purine nucleotide metabolic process. Gene Ontology annotation, molecular function: GMP kinase activity. The transcript has 3 exons. NCBI's taxonomy places the organism in Eukaryota, Fungi, Basidiomycota, Exobasidiomycetes, Ceraceosorales, Ceraceosoraceae. Gene Ontology annotation, cellular component: cytosol.